UUGCCAACGCCGCGUUGCGCCAAGACGGUCGGAAUAAAGGACGCUGACUAUUGUAUUCUCGUUAUUUUAUUAAUUGGUCAGCGAGAAGAUCGCAGAUGAGGAGAGGGUCGCCUCUCACCCUUCCUGCGCUAAGAUCUGAAAAAUGAGGCUGGGCCGGGGGCUGCUCUAAAAUGAGGCAAAAGGAAUAAGAUUUUUAAAGACAGAAAGCCCCAGGAGCCCCUCUACCGUAGCGCACUUUUAUUUGCAUUAUUCUUAUUAUUAUUUUUUCUUUCCGAUUUUUUCUUUCCGUGGUGGUGGGGGAGGUGACUGGGUGGCUGACUGGCUACGGGAAGCUGCUUCCUUUCCCUUUGGAGAUGAUUGUGCUAUUAUUCUUUGCUUUGCUCUGGAUGGUGGAAGGAGUCUUUUCCCAGCUUCACUACACGGUGCAGGAGGAGCAGGAACAUGGCACUUUCGUGGGGAAUAUCGCCGAAGAUCUGGGCUUGGACAUUACAAAACUUUCGGCUCGCAGGUUUCAGACGGUGCCCAACUCACGGACCCCUUACUUGGACCUGAACCUGGAGACCGGGGUGCUCUACGUGAACGAGAAGAUCGACCGCGAGCAGAUCUGCAAGCAGAGCCCCUCCUGCGUCCUGCACCUGGAGGUCUUCCUGGAGAACCCCCUGGAGCUGUUCCGGGUGGAGAUUGAGGUGCUCGAUAUCAAUGACAACCCUCCCUCUUUCCCCGAGCCGGACCUGACUGUGGAAAUCUCGGAGAGCGCCACGCCGGGCACCCGCUUUCCCUUGGAGAGCGCCUUCGACCCAGACGUAGGCACCAACUCCUUGCGCGACUACGAGAUCACCCCCAACAGCUACUUCUCCCUGGACGUGCAGACCCAAGGGGAUGGCAACCGAUUCGCCGAGUUGGUGCUGGAGAAGCCUCUGGACCGAGAGCAGCAAGCGGUGCACCGCUACGUGCUGACCGCGGUGGACGGGGGAGGAGGGGGAGCAGGAGGAGGAGGAGGAGGAGAAGCAGGAGGGGGAGGCGGCGGUGGCGGGGGAGCGGGCCUGCCCCCCCAGCAACAGCGCACCGGAACGGCCCUGCUCACUAUCCGAGUGCUGGACUCCAACGACAAUGUGCCCGCUUUCGACCAACCAGUCUACACUGUGUCCCUCCCAGAGAACUCGCCCCCGGGCACGCUCGUGAUCCAGCUGAACGCCACGGACCCGGACGAGGGCCAGAACGGAGAGGUCGUGUACUCUUUCAGCAGCCACAUUUCGCCCCGGGCUCGAGAGCUCUUCGGACUCUCGCCGCGCACCGGCCGACUGGAGGUGAGCGGCGAGCUGGACUUUGAAGAGAGCCCGGUGUACCAGGUGUACGUGCAAGCCAAGGACCUGGGCCCCAACGCCGUGCCCGCGCACUGCAAGGUGCUGGUGCGAGUGCUGGAUGCUAACGACAAUGCGCCGGAGAUCAGCUUCAGCACCGUGAAGGAGGCGGUGAGCGAGGGCGCGGCGCCCGGCACCGUGGUGGCCCUGUUCAGCGUGACCGACCGGGACUCGGAAGAGAACGGGCAAGUGCAGUGCGAGCUGCUGGGGGACGUGCCGUUCCGCCUCAAGUCUUCCUUCAAGAAUUACUACACCAUCGUGACCGAGGCCCCCCUGGACCGAGAGGCGGGGGACUCCUACACCCUGACCGUGGUGGCCCGGGACCGGGGCGAGCCGUCCCUCUCCAGCAGCAAGUCCAUCCAGGUGCAGGUGUCAGAUGUCAACGACAAUGCGCCGCGCUUCAGCCAGCCGGUCUACGACGUGUAUGUGACCGAGAACAACGUGCCGGGGGCCUACAUCUACGCCGUGAGCGCCACGGACCGCGACGAGGGCGCCAACGCCCAGCUGGCGUACUCGAUCCUCGAGUGCCAGAUUCAAGGCAUGAGCGUCUUCACCUACGUGUCCAUCAACUCUGAGAACGGCUACCUGUACGCCCUGCGCUCCUUCGACUACGAGCAGCUGAAGGACUUCAGCUUUCAGGUGGAAGCCCGAGACGCCGGCAGCCCCCAGGCGCUGGCGGGCAACGCCACGGUCAACAUCCUCAUCGUGGAUCAGAACGACAACGCCCCUGCCAUCGUGGCGCCCCUACCGGGGCGCAACGGGACUCCGGCGCGCGAGGUCCUGCCCCGCUCGGCGGAGCCAGGCUACCUGCUUACCCGCGUGGCUGCCGUGGACGCAGACGACGGCGAGAACGCCCGGCUCACCUAUAGCAUCGUGCGGGGCAACGAAAUGAACCUCUUCCGCAUGGACUGGCGCACCGGGGAGCUCCGCACAGCGCGCAGGGUUCCGGCCAAGCGCGACCCCCAGCGGCCUUACGAGCUGGUGAUCGAAGUGCGCGACCACGGACAGCCGCCCCUGUCCUCCACCGCCACCCUGGUGGUUCAGCUGGUGGACGGCGCCGUGGAACCCCAGGGCGGGGCCGGGGCCGGAGGCGGAGGGUCCGGGGAGCACCAGCGCCCCAGCCGCUCCGGCGGCGGGGAGACCUCGCUGGACCUCACGCUCAUCCUCAUCAUCGCCCUGGGGUCGGUGUCCUUCAUCUUCCUGCUGGCCAUGAUCGUGCUGGCUGUGCGCUGCCAAAAGGAGAAGAAACUCAACAUCUACACGUGUCUGGCCAGCGACUGCUGCCUCUGCUGCUGCUGCUGUGGCGGCGGCGGGGGUUCGACCUGCUGCGGCCGCCAAGCGCGGGCGCGCAAGAAGAAACUCAGCAAGUCGGACAUCAUGCUGGUGCAAAGCUCCAACGUCCCUAGCAACCCAGCCCAGGUGCCCGUGGAGGAGUCCGGGGGCUUCGGCUCUCACCACCACAACCAGAACUACUGCUACCAGGUCUGCCUGACCCCGGAGUCCGCUAAGACCGACCUGAUGUUCCUUAAGCCCUGCAGCCCCUCGCGGAGUACGGACGCUGAGCACAACCCCUGCGGGGCCAUCGUCACCGGCUACACCGACCAGCAGCCGGACAUCAUCUCCAACGGAAGCAUUUUGUCCAACGAGACUAAACACCAGCGAGCAGAGCUCAGCUAUCUAGUUGACAGACCUCGACGAGUUAACAGUUCUGCAUUCCAGGAAGCCGACAUAGUAAGCUCUAAGGACAGUGGCCAUGGAGACAGUGAGCAGGGAGAUAGUGACCAUGAUGCCACCAACCGCGGCCAGUCAGCUGGUAUGGAUCUCUUCUCCAACUGCACCGAGGAAUGUAAAGCACUGGGUCACUCCGAUCGGUGCUGGAUGCCUUCUUUUGUCCCCUCUGAUGGACGCCAGGCUGCCGAUUAUCGCAGCAAUCUGCAUGUUCCCGGCAUGGACUCUGUUCCAGACACCGAGGUGUUUGAAACUCCAGAAGCCCAGCCUGGGGCAGAGCGGUCCUUCUCCACCUUUGGCAAAGAGAAGGCCCUGCACAGCACGCUGGAGAGGAAGGAGCUGGAUGGACUGCUGUCUAAUACACGAGCGCCUUACAAACCACCAUAUUUGACACGGAAAAGGAUAUGCUAGUCAAUUCUACAGAACUUACCUGAAGCAGCAUGAUUUGCACAAAGUCGACCAACAAAAGCAUCAACUUUUCAACUUCAUUAUCUUGGCCAUCCAGUUAGUGUGUGUAACUGAGUAUUAGAUUUCCAGCGGAGUCAUCGUGGCCAAUUAUAGGACCUAAUUGCUCUCAGCAGGCCUGAGAAAUGAGUUGAAAUGUGCAGAACUGUAGAAACUUUGGAGGCAACUGACUUUUGCCUCUCCGAUCAGUGUGUGCCUGUUUACAGCACUAUAUAUCUUUCUCUCUCCAAAUGUCACUGAGCCCUUUAGAUGUUUAUAUUCACCACGAGAAGCCAGUCAUAAAGAUAAAGGAAAAUUUGUGCAUUAUAAAUGCAAUAUCACUGUUUUAAACUUGACUGUUUUAUAUUAUUUUUGUGUGAUCAAGUGUUCCCCAAACUAUUCCAACUUUACAAGAGAGAUUGUGAUUAUGUUCUUUUCACCUGUGGGUUAUAAAAAAUGUUGUAUUCUGAAGACCCACAAAAUAUCAAAGACAUUCUGUAGUUUAUACACCGUGUUGCAAAGUGUUUACUGUACUAUUUCAAAGCUUCUAAAUAAAUAUAAAAUAUAUAUAUUAUAUUAUAUAAUUUUCCUAAAAUGUGGUACAACUCAGUUGGUUUUUAAAUGGAUUCAUACAGUCCACAUCAUACAAUAAAGUAAAAGGUAAUUCAGGGUCCCAAAGAUAAACAUAGUAAGAAAGAAAAUCAUAAGUGGUGUCCUCCCAGUUUUCAUAUGUUAUUCAACCCUGUUUUUCCUUGUUUAAAAGAAAAUGAAGCUCUAAGCUACGAAAUUUUGUCGAGAACUCAUAUACGAAUUUUCAAUGCCAAAGAUGUAGCUGUCAAUGUUAUCAGACGGAGCACUGAAUAUGUACUAUCAAACUAUCUAACAAUCUACAUAAUUCCAAUUCUAUUUCUAUGGCUUUGAACUUAGAAUCACUUAAAAGCUUUUAUAAAGAAUCUAUAAAUUCACCUGUAUUUGUUGUUAGAAAAAAAAAACUGGGUGUCUGUACAUUUUGUGGUGUAAAAUAUGUAUUUGAAGAUGACUAUUUUAAAAGGUCUUCAAUCAUAGAUUCCAUGCGGAAUUUUAUUUUACGUAGUUUUACAUAGAUUUGUGACUUUUAAUUACACAUGGGCAUAAAAUCUAUUUAUAACUCUAUAUGAAUAUAUAGAGACAUAGGAAUACCUGAACUGGUAAAGAACAACUAUAUGAUCUAGCAGAUCUCUAAAUUUAUGACAAAUUAAAUAAGUUUGGAGAUAGAAACAUGGUACAUCAUUGUUUCGGUAUUAUGUGUGAAAAAUUUAUAUUUGAAAUAGAGUCAGUGUUAUUAAUUAGAAAAUUCUUUAUGAAUCGACUUUGAAAAGUUAAGCUUGUCUUUUACUUUGAUGUUACAGGACUAAUUAUUAAAUUCAGUAAGACGCAUUUUCCUUUCUUUCACACAUUUUUUUUCUAGUGUUGGUUAUUGCUUGUUGAAAUCCAAAUAAGAGAGAAAAAACUAAAGAAUGUGAGCUGAUCUUCCCAUCAACAAGAACAACAAAAACAAAAUUGUUAAGCGUCCCUCUGUGAUGUCUUCAACAUUAUAUCAAAAUGUUUGCCCACUUCCAAUUAUAGACCUAUUUUGAAAUACUUCCCUUAAUUUUUAACUGAUUUUAUGUUCGAUGAUAGAUUGAGCUGUGCUAUGUUAUUAGAGAAUAGACUAACAUUUAACACAAGUAUACUUUACAUUAAUUUUAUGUAAUGUAAAUGGAAAAUUUUUUCUUAGGUUUGACCUUUAAAUGCAUACAUAUAUUCAUAGGUCUUGGAUGUAUAUGUUUAGAGUGAUUUGUUGACAGUUAUCAAAUUAGAUAUUAACAUGUCAUAAUCCCAAUCAGUUUAUAUGUCAAAUUAUUGUGUGUAAUGUUCCGGUUUUUUGGGGACCCUUUAAAAAUAUAUAAAGCUAAUCAACCGUAUGUAAUACAAAAAGCACAUAUAUUCACCAAGUGCAGCAGUAACAUUUUCUCAAACUCGGCAUUACUACAUUAGUAUUUUGAAGGAUAGACUAUUUUAGUAAGGAAAUGUUUAUAUAUAUAAUUUAAGUGGAAAAAAUCUGUUUGUUCUAAUUGCUUUUUAAACAAGAAAAUACUUUUCUUGUUGAAUCACUCGACUUUAAUUAAAACCUAUCAGGCACCAUUUUUCAUGGGGGAAAGUCUACAUCCAUCUUCCUCUUUAUAUGCACUGAAAAUAAGAUUAUAUUCACUUCAUAUAAAAUAGCUGUACUAAUUCAUCUGACCUAAAAUUCACUUCAUAUGUGAUAGCUACAUUAAUUCUUUUCAUUUAUAUUAAUUUUCUUUAAUUAUUUGAUCAUUAAUAUUGUUGUAUAUAAUCUCCUAGGCACUGUCUUUUCAGGCCAUGUGUUUGUGUAUUAGUUGUCUUACAUUUCCUAGUUAUUAGUUACAUUAAUUUUCAAUUUAGUUUUUAAAUUAUAUAUUCAAUCUGUAAAAACAAGAAAAACAAAAAUAUUACCCAAUUUAUGGAACAACUUUUUUUAAAAAUAAAAUACUAAUUCUUGACAUCAUCAGUCAUAUUUUCUCCAGAAUAACCAAAAAGUUACAACACAAUAAGGAUAUGACUUUAGUAAAUUGAGGAAAAAUGUUAUCAACCAAUGAGGGAGCAUAUAAAAUGGAAAGGGCAACCAAUGAAUAAUGGGAGUUUCCAAUAAACAUUUACUAGAUUAGCAUGUCAAGAAACUUUAGAAUAGAUUUUCUAUUUCAUCUGAUCAUCCUAAUAUCUGAUCGUCCAUAAUUUUUAUGCACAGCAGAGAAAAAUAAUAUCCAGCUGAUUAGGUAGUAUUUCAUUAGUAAACUAUUUCAUAAAACAAUAAUUGUGGCAGUUACUUCUUGUCAACAUCAUUAAUUUUAGAGCAGUAAAAAUCAAAAAAGAAUUUUCCUGUGGAAACAGUGUAUUUAAUGUUUCAAAGGUAUGUCAAAUGACAAUUUGUAGAAAUGUUUCAUCCAUAUGUAAAAUUAUGAUUUUUAACUUGUGACCAUCAUUUGUAAAAUAAUUUUUACUCAAAAAUUUCAAUAAUACAUCAGAAUUAAUUUACAGAUACAAUGAUGUGAAUAAUACACGUGUACCAUCUUUUCUUAAGUAAUGUUAUGGAAAUACAUAUAACUUCUUUUAUAAAGAUAUUAAAUGCGAUGCCUUUAUCAAACAUUGCAAAUUAAGAACUAUAUUGAAAGACUUAAAUAUCUCAGUUACUCCUUCUCUGUUGCAUUUCUUCAUUGUGUUGCGAUUUGCCAUGAAAUAUUCUGUAAUAUAGAAGCUCUCCUGCUUCUGCAAUACGGGGAGAACAGAUCAUCUUUACAAUUCCCAACAUAAAUUUUGGUAGCUGUGCACUUACUGUAUCAUUUCACCUUUCAAAAAUUAUUAUUAGAGUUUAAUUAAUUUUCUAUAACUACUUAGCCAGAAUGUGGCAAAUGUUAAGCAAGAUAAAGAACAAUAUAUGUGUUAUUUACUGAUAAUAGCACCAUUAUUUGUCAUGACAUGUGUUCCUCCCCACACACAUAUUUCUAAGUGUGCUAUUAAUACCCAAGGAAUUUAAAAACACUUAAAGCAUUGGUAUACUUGAUGAUUUUAUUGAAAAUCUUAUAUUUUUCAUAUUACAAUUUCUUGGGUUCUUUAUCUUUUUCAACUCUAAUUUUGUAGCGGUAAAGGCUUUGCACUUAACAUCCUUUUUAUGUUCCUUUUUAACAAGGAAAAACAGAAAUGAUAAAAUUCCAUAUUUUUUACACCAUGGAGUAGUAAAAUUAUUUUAUAUAUUGUUAGGAUUUCAAGGAGUAUCCCUCUGCUAAGUCAAACAAAAUCCUUAUACAGUAAUUUGUGAAACUGUUCAGUAGAGUAUUUUCUUCAAACUUGGUAUAGGUUUUAGAUUAUUGCAUUCCCUAAGAAUGCCAGUAGGUGGGCGCCGCCAGAGUAUUGCAGGCAAUAAUAUGACUAAAAUUCUAAUACCUUUCGUGUGCAUGCGUGUAUUUCUAAUCAUUGUUAUUUUAUAAGUAUUUGUAAAAUUAGAAACAUGGCUUUUCUUUCUUGAAAUCUUGUCACAUUCUUAGUUUGAACUUUUACUCUCCAGAAGUUUUUGAGUUGCAUGAAAAUAUUGCAUUCAUGAUGCAAAAAUAUUAAAUUUUCAUGAGGCUCAAAGAUUUCUGAAGGGCAGAACUCGGACUUCUAAUACAUCCAAACAUCCUCGAGCUGAAGGUAAGCAGGGAAUUUCAGCUCUAGACACAUUUUUGAGACAGUUAUCUGUGAGUGAAAACAGGGUAUUAAAAGAUGAGUUUCAAUCUUAACUAUAGUGUUUGUUACUGUGAAUGCUAUAAUAAUACAUAAGUAAAAUGAGUGUAAAUGUAAUAUAUUAUUUUAUACUGCUGUAUACAUAUGAAAUAAAUAAAACUAGGAUACAUAUCAUGCCAUUUUUCCAUGCAUGGAUCUUCCACUGACGCCUGUGGGAGCUUUGAAUACAAAUGAGUGGCAAAAUAUGGCUCUAGGUCUAAAAACGAUGAUUUAGUAAUUUUAGAGUUAAUGUAACAGGUCUAAGGGGACAUCUGUUCAAAACUGAGUAUUAUUUGAAGCAACAUAUGUUAGAUUUUAAAGGCUUUCACUGUAUUUAUAGUUUGAAAGUAGGCAUUUAGUUUCAUAUGAUUCCCAUAAUGCCAACAAUGAACCUUUUAAGUGUAUGUUUUCACAUGAUGCUGCUUUAAUUACUUUCUUUUUUUAAUUUAUAGUAUACCAAGCUUCCACAAAAAAGCGCGAUAUUGUACAUCAGAUAGUGGUGCCUUCAAAUAAUAAAAGGAAAAUACUUUAUCUCAAAUUUUAGAAACACAUCAUUUCAUAUUUGAAGUUGAUAGAUCCCUAAGGAAAAACAUAAAAUCUAUAUGGGUAUCAUUUUCCAAGAAGCAAAUAUGAAUUAAGGUAUAGGCUUUAUUUACAUUCUAAAUAUAAUCUGUGUUAACUCUUUAUAAGUUUAGAUUCUAAAAUAGCUGGAAUGUAGUAGACAAAAAGUUGUAUUUCCUAAUCUCAUCUGUGGUUUGUGUAAAUGGUUUUCAUAAGGUCAAACUACACCAUCUUGACCAUGAUUCAUUUUACAAGGAAAUAAGGGGAGAACUGGUGUUCCUCUCACUUUGAGGAUCUAAUGAAAACAACUCUAUGAUGGAAAGGCACUAAAUGAAAUAUAUAGGAAUGACAGUUCCCAAGGAAAUGUUUUCAGCUGUAAUUGUGGGUUGCCUUGGUUCCCCUGCAGAUCUCAACCUCUUAUUCCUGACUUUUAUUCUUCCUGGGAAUCAUACCAUUCACCGUUUCAUUCAACCAAGAUUAUUAUUUUUAGAAGUAAAAUUAAACUGUAUUAGAUUACACACAUUUACUGAGACCUGAUAAUGAGGAAGUAUCAAAAUUAUGAUAGUAUCUGACUUCAAGGAAAUUCUAGUUCAUUUUGGGAACCAGGGGAACUACAGGAAAGUAUCUAAAAAUUAAAUGACCAAAUAAUAAAGUAUCAACAUUUGCCAUCAAAAUCCAUCAGUGAAUUAUGAAAUCAAUUUAAUGUAUCAAGAUGAUAAUGUAAAAGCAAAAAUAAGAAGAAUAAGGUAGAAAAGUAUCAAAAACAUCAUUCAUGUAAAAGCAAUAGCUCUUUGUGCAACUUUUUUGAGGUACACGUGUGAAAUAGGUCAGAAUGUGAAAUACGUUUCUUACUGUGAAUCAUUUCCCAAAAUGUUUGAAAAGCACUGCACCAUAUGAUCGCUAUUUCAAAUUUAAACUUAUUUAAUGCUGUGGAAAGUCAGAGAAGAUAUUUUUGAAAAGUUAUUUCACAUCUGAAUCUUAAUCUUUACCCUUCGUAAAAUACAGAUAAGUGCAACUGGUUGCAGGAUUUUUUGAGAACUACUUGAGCUGGGUGAUGUAGAAAUGUGUGGCACACUGCUAAACAUAGUAAGUGGUAUGUGUUAUUAUUAAUAUCAUUUUGCAUCACUUUUCCACUGUUCUUGGUUACUGAAAGUACACAAUAAAGUUUACCCAUGAGAAUAA
Messenger RNA from Oryctolagus cuniculus (rabbit), 9575 nucleotides. RefSeq names its product protocadherin 10 (gene PCDH10). Gene Ontology annotation, cellular component: plasma membrane. Gene Ontology annotation, molecular function: calcium ion binding. Gene Ontology annotation, biological process: homophilic cell-cell adhesion. The record is from RefSeq and is a predicted model, not a curated record. Lineage: Eukaryota; Metazoa; Chordata; Mammalia; Lagomorpha; Leporidae.